Molecule: messenger RNA, 738 nt
Organism: Syngnathoides biaculeatus (alligator pipefish)
Lineage: Eukaryota; Metazoa; Chordata; Actinopteri; Syngnathiformes; Syngnathidae
Gene: gsx1
Product: GS homeobox 1
Exons: 2
Coding region: 1-738 (245 amino acids)
Biological process (GO): regulation of DNA-templated transcription
Cellular component (GO): nucleus
Molecular function (GO): DNA-binding transcription factor activity, RNA polymerase II-specific; sequence-specific double-stranded DNA binding
Source: RefSeq, a predicted model, not a curated record
AUGCCCAGGUCUUUUCUCGUGGAUUCGUUGAUUUUAAGAGAGGCCAACGACAAGGGUAACGAGAACAGCUCGCCUCUAUUCCCCUAUGCGGUGCACUCGCCCGGCCACCACCCGCACGGGCUGCCGGGCUCCUGCCACUCCAGGAAGGCCGGGCUGCUCUGCUUUUGCCCGCUUUGCAUGGCCGCCUCCCAGUUGCACCCGUCUCCGCCUGCGCUGCCGCUGCUCAAGGCCUCCUUCCCUCCCUUCGGCUCGCAGUACUGCCACACGGCCCUGUCCCGGCAGCAGGUCUCAUCCAACGGAAUCGGCCUGGGCCACAGCGCCGCCAUGUACCAGGCCGCCUACACGGUCCCAGACCCGCGUCAGUACCACUGCAUCUCCAUCGAAAACAGCAACAGUAAACUGCAGAGCAGCAAGCGGAUGCGCACGGCCUUCACCAGCACGCAACUUUUGGAGCUAGAGCGCGAGUUCACCUCCAACAUGUACCUGUCCAGGCUGAGGCGCAUUGAAAUCGCCACCUACCUCAACCUUUCCGAGAAGCAGGUCAAGAUCUGGUUCCAGAACCGCAGGGUAAAGCACAAAAAAGAGGGCAAGAGUGGCUCCGGCGGCCCACGGACUGCGACCACCGGCUGCAAAUGCUCGUCGGCCGCCAGGUGCUCGGAGGAAGAAGAGGAUGACAUGCCAGUGUCUCCCUCAUCAUCUUCCGAAAAGGAUGAUGUGGACUUGUCCGUCUCGCCCUGA